Molecule: messenger RNA, 1675 nt
Organism: Larimichthys crocea (large yellow croaker)
Lineage: Eukaryota; Metazoa; Chordata; Actinopteri; Sciaenidae
Gene: rem1
Product: RAS (RAD and GEM)-like GTP-binding 1
Exons: 5
Coding region: 251-1189 (312 amino acids)
Biological process (GO): negative regulation of high voltage-gated calcium channel activity
Cellular component (GO): plasma membrane
Molecular function (GO): calcium channel regulator activity; GTPase activity; GTP binding
Source: RefSeq, a predicted model, not a curated record
CACACACACACACACACACACACACAAGGAGGUAGAUAACUCUGUGAUUCCACUGCUGAAUUUUUAACGCUGUUGUGGAACUUUUUUUUUUUUCCAGGCGGGUUACUGUGGCACCAGGGUACUGUUACACUGACAGAGACAGAGAGCGACAGGGUUCAGUUCAGUACUGUUGUUCACUGAGGCUGGACGGAAACAAGGCUGUUCAUGGGGUGCACGGCCUGUCCUGCCCUGAUGCCGUUACCAUAGCAACAUGACCCUCAACACCCAGAGAGAGAAGGAGCCCCUGCGGCGGCGAGGCAGCACGCCGAUUCCUCCCGCCAAAUUCUGCCAGCACUCGUCUUGGACUCGAGCUCCUCAGUUGCCCAGCCCCAGCGCCCAGACCAACCCGGAGAAGCCCCGCACCCAGCGCAGCCACCCUCCUCUGGGACAGUCGGCAUCCUACCAUCCUGGAGACAAGUCACUCCACUACCGUGCCCAGUGGAGUUCAGACUCGGAGGACGACUCGCAGAGCGACUCGGACUGUGUUCACAGAGUGGUGCUGCUAGGUGACCAUGGUGUCGGAAAGACUAGCCUCGCAGGAAUCUUUGCUGGGAUCACAGAGAAAGAUGAACAACCUGGAGAGGAUACAUACGAGCGGACACUGACAGUAGAUGGAGAGAAAACCACACUCAUCGUCAUGGAUACCUGGGAGAAUGAUAAACUGGAGGGUGAGGACAGUUCCUCUCAGGACGACUGUCUGAAAGUUGGGAGUGCUUAUGUCAUCGUUUACUCUGUCACCGACCGCUCCAGCUUCGAUUCUGCCUCUGAGCUCCGUAUCACGCUGCGACGUGCCCGACAGGCUGAAAACCUUCCCAUCAUCCUCGUGGGCAACAAGAGCGACCUAGUCCGGUCCAGAGAAGUCGCUGUGGAAGAGGGCCGAGCAUGUGCGGUAGUGUUUGACUGCAAGUUCAUUGAGACUUCGGCGUCUCUGCAGCACAAUGUGUCUGAGCUGUUCGAGGGCGUGGUCCGACAGAUCCGCCUUCGUCGGGACGGCAGAGAAGUUGUAGAGCGCCGACGCUCCAUCUACAAACGCAAAGAGAGCGUUACCCAGAAGGCUCGCCGCUUCCUGGACCGUCUGGUAGCACGCAACAACCAACGCAUGGCGGUCAAGGUGCGGUCCAAGAGCUGCCACGACCUGGCCGUCCUCUGAAAAGUCCUCUGAAGACAUGUGUCCACCACUUUCUUUGACUUUGUUGAAGUUCGCUCUGGUUGUGAUAUUGUGGACGAUGACGUCUGCAGUGAUUCUCACGCUCAGCGAGUCGACAACAAAAAUGACCUGUCGCGUACAGAGUCAGCGGACAGUUAUGUGCUGUACGUACGUCGUUGUGACCACUGUGACAACAUUGAAACAAAUUUUCCUCUUUUUGACCAUUUGGUUUCAACAUUUUUGUGACUUUUCCUCCAGGUGACCUAAAUAGAAGAAAACUGACUGUGGUUCUUCACUGUAGGGUUAAAGAUUGGAUACGUGUUCAGUUGUCUGUGUGUUAGUGUGUGUUUGUGAACAGGUGACUGUUCCAGAUGUCCUGUAGUUUCCAAUGUGUCCACUGUGCUCUUCUCUUGAGGUUUCUACUGUGUUCAGUUCAACACUGUGCAGAAUAAAGUCUUAAAGGAACAGUCCUCUCAAAAUCAUGUUUUA